AUGUCGAGCAGGUGGGAUAGCCAGCCCGCCGACGGCAAGGCAGAUGCGGCCGCUGCAGCCGCUGCUGCCGCUGCCAAGAUCGCUGCGCAGUUCGCCCCUCCUCCUGGCGCAUCUCCUGGAGGCGCCCAUGGCGACGGUCGAAGGCCUCCCGGUCGCGAACACUCGGAUGGCCCUCGGGAACGCAGGGUUGGCGACCCGCACGAUGCCGAGUUCACCCACGACAUCGAGAUCAACGACCAACGCAAUCGCUACAUGCUCACAAAGGGUCAGACCCAGCAGAUGGUCCACAAGGAGACCGGCGCCGUCGUCACCACAAAGGGUCUCUGGUACCCGGACAAGAGCCUCGCCACCGCAGAGAAUCCGCCCCUCUACCUUCACAUCAGCGCAUCCACAAAGGAGAUCCUCGAUGCCGCCAUCAAGCGCCUCGAGGAGCUCAUGGCGCAGGAGGUGCCCCAGCUGGUCGAGGACCGCCACCAGCGCAGGCUCGACUACGAGGCGCAGCGGCCCCCACCGCGCGAGCGCACGAGGUGGCCCGAGGAGAAGCUGCCCAUCAACCUCGAGCCGCUGCGCAACUUCAACGUGCGCUCCAAGAUCGUGGGCCCGGGUGGCAUGUUUGUCAAGUACAUCCAAAGCGAGACGGGCACUCGCGUCCAGAUCAAGGGCCUCGGGUCGGGAUUCAUCGAGACCGACACGGGUCGCGAGGCCGACGAGCCGAUGCACAUCAACGUCGCCGGACCGAGCGACGAACAGAUCAAGGCAGCCAUGGCCCUGGCGGAAGACCUGUUGGACGCCGUCAAGACCGAAUGGGCCAAGGCCCGCGACGCGCUGGGCGGCGGCGGACCCGGAGGCUUUGGGCCACCUGGACCAGGAGGGCCGAGGGGCUACGGGCCCGGGCCCGGCGCGGGUUCGUACGGUCCUCCGGGCGGGCCCGGCGGAUACGGGCCUAACGGCUGGGGAGGAGGGCCGCAGCAGGGCCAGUGGGACCAGGGCUACGGCGGCGGUGCUCAACCGCCCAUGCCAGAUGGCAACCCGCCACCGCCGCCGCCUCCCGAGGAUGAAGCGCCGCCUCCACCGCCUUCAGACGGCUACGGGCAGCCGGCAUCAGCGUCCGGGUAUGGUACGGACCCCAGGGGGCGGCAGGAUGCCUAUGCCUCGCGUACGGGCCACGCCGGUGCAGCGGCGGCGAGCCCUUCGAGACCCGCUGCCACCGCUGCCGCCGCCGCUAUACCGGCGCUGAGCCCCGAGGAGGAGCAGCUGGAAAAGUACUGGAAGGAGUACAUUUCCUGGGAGGACAGCUUUGUGGCCUACCACAACCGCAAGCCGACCAAGGACGAGGGCGCGCAGGACGUCCCCGACAAGUACCGCAAGAAGUAG
This is a messenger RNA of Pseudozyma flocculosa PF-1, 1374 nucleotides long. RefSeq lists its product as uncharacterized. The coding region runs from base 1 to 1374 and encodes 457 amino acids. The record is from RefSeq and is a predicted model, not a curated record. NCBI's taxonomy places the organism in Eukaryota, Fungi, Basidiomycota, Ustilaginomycetes, Ustilaginales, Ustilaginaceae. Gene Ontology annotation, cellular component: nucleus. The transcript is spliced from 3 exons. Gene Ontology annotation, molecular function: RNA binding.